Molecule: messenger RNA, 1367 nt
Organism: Cercocebus atys (sooty mangabey)
Lineage: Eukaryota; Metazoa; Chordata; Mammalia; Primates; Cercopithecidae
Gene: TRARG1
Product: tumor suppressor candidate 5
Exons: 2
Coding region: 510-902 (130 amino acids)
Cellular component (GO): membrane
Source: RefSeq, a predicted model, not a curated record
UGGGCUGGGCAGAGCUGGGCUGGGCUGGGCUGGGGCAAAAUGCUGCCAGGGUGGUUCUCUGGGGAGAGGGGAAUUGAAAAGGAAAAGCAUCACCAAGGAGGGGGAGAGGGAGGGAGGCCGUGUGGUGCGCGCACAUACACACACACACACAGCCUCCCUGAGAAGAGGCGCAUUCCCCUCUCUGCUCUCUGAGAUUUCUGUUGCUUCCCUGCCCAUCUGUGCUCCCAGCAGCACCAGCAAAGUUGGCCUCAAACUUGAACGAAGCUGCAGGCUCCAGCAUCUUUCUGGGAGCGCCUCGGGGCAGCAGGCAGGCCGCAGCCUCUGAACUCAGCUGGCCUUGAGAAGCCCAGCCCAACCCUUCCAGCACCCAGCCCGCCCUCCGUCGCCUGAGGGACGCCUCUGCCCCCGACCUGGAGGCCCUCAGUCAGGGCUGGGCAAUGGUGCACUGAGGUCCCUCCAGAGUCCCUUGUCCCAGCCUGGAGCUGCAGCCGUGCAAGGCCCAGGCCCACAUGGCCAAUCCUGUGCAGCCCGAGCUUCCUUCAGCACAGGAGCCAGGCUCCACCGCACCCCUGGACCUGCCGGAGAUGGAGAAACUCCUCACCAAGGCACAGGACAAGGAAGACAAGCCCCUCAAUCUGUCCAAGACCCUCGCGGGGCCUCUGGAUCUGCAGCAGAAUGGCCACGGCCUGCCCUUCAAGGCCAUCUCCGAGGGGCACCUGGAGGCCCCACUGCCUCGGUCCCCCUCCCGGGCCAGCUCAAGGAGGGCGUCCUCCAUCGCCACUACCUCCUAUGCCCAAGACCAAGAAGCCCCCAGAGAUUACCUCAUCCUGGCCAUCGUCUCCUGCUUCUGCCCCGUCUGGCCCCUCAACCUCAUCCCCCUCAUCAUUUCCAUCAUGCUGUAGGUGCAGGUUCCCAGACAUGCGUAUCGGGUCACCCCAAGGCUGAGGAUGGCAGAGCUGCCAUGAGAGCAGGGUGGCAAGGAAGACGCUGGCGAGGUGGCUGAGGUGAUGCACCGAAGGGUUGGGCUGGGGUGGGAGGGAGCAGGGCCAGGGAGACGGUGAUAAACUUGGAAGAGAAAAGCGACCACAGGCUCAGAGAAGACAAAGGGCAUGAGAGGGUGAGAGGGAAGUUAGGAGUUGAGUUUCAAAGCAGGAGUCGGGUCGGGGGAUGGCAAAGGGGUGGAGUGUAGUUGUGGAAAUGAAUUUCUAAAGGGAAAAAUCAGCAGCCAGGGAGGAGGGAGUUGAGGGAGCCCAGUGCUGAGGGCUAAUAUCACUAAUAUUCACUGAGUACCUACUAAAUGUUAGGUACCGUUCCAAAUUCUUUUUUUGUUGUGUUGUUUUUAAGACAGAGCCUCACUCUGUCACCUA